AUGGACUCGAAGCACGAUGGGGGCGCAAGCUACGAUAACUCAGCGUUGGAAUAUGGCCACGCUAUUGUGUACGUGGACGGGCGUCCACAAAGGCGCCAAUACAUUGAGGUCGCGAGUCCACCUCGCGACGCGUCGUCGAUUACGAGCCUUCCAGGACUCUCCUGGAAGCAUUUUCUACGUGACCUCGAGGGAGGCACGGUGGAACAAGUAUGUCUGGUCACCAACGAGGUGACCUAUGAGCCGAAUGAGGAGCGAAUGACGCGCCCUCGAAGCGCUGAUCAAAAGUCAGCGCGCGAAGAAAGAUUUGCGUCGCAAUAUUGGGAGGCUCUGCGCGAGUCUGGUAACCCUGUUUACGACAUUGCACGAGAGUACGCCGACGAGUUCCCGGACAAGAUUCCGGCCGAACUCCUUGCCGAUCGUGGCGUGCGGCACGAGAUUGAUCUCGUGCCAGGAUCGAAAUAUUGUGUGACACGCCAGUGGCCGUUGCCUCGAGACCAAGUCGAGGCUAUUGAUGCAUUCUUUGAAGGUCGUCGCAAGGCCGGUCAUGUGCGUGAGAGUGUCUCACCCCAUUCGAGCCCAACCUUCUGCGUGAAGAAGGCUACGGGAGGCUGGCGUAUAGUGCAUGCGUUUAACAAGCUCAACGAUGCAACUAUUCCUGUCCAAACGCUUAUCUCCAGGAAAGACAUGGUUCUAAACUCCAUGUCAGGUAGCGUCAUCUUCAGCGCCAUCGAUCUGACCGAUGGCUUCUACCAGAUCUUGAUGCGACAGAGUGACAAACCACUCACUGCUGUGUCCACCCCGAGUGGUAUGCUAUGGGAGUGGCUGGUGAUGCCACAAGGAUUGGAGAACGCACCAGCCACUUUCAAUCGCAUGGUAUGUCAAGUGUUGAGACCGCUUCGAGACUUUGCUCCUAGCUACUUCGAUGACAUUUUUGUCCACAGUCGCGCUGAGGGCAACCUCAGUGCUGUCCAAGUUCACCUUCAACACCUGAAGCAGGUGUUUCAAGUCAUGCGAGAUAACAAGUUAUACGCAAACUUGAAGAAGUGUGUAUUCUGUGCACCGGAGAUUCCGGUGCUGGGCUGCUACGUGAGUAAAUCUGGUGUUCGAGCCGAUCCAGAGAAGGUGUCGUCAAUCUGUUUUUGGCACACACCCAAGAACCCUACGGAGUUGCGUCCAUGGCUCAAUUUAGCUAAUUACUUGCAUAAGUACACAAAGGAUUACGCCGGUUCUAUACAGCCCCUGUCGUCACUUCUGAAGAAAGACGCCACGUGGUCGUGGCGUCCCGAACAUCAAGCAGCCUUUGACGCAGUGAAGAAGAGCCUGGCGUCGGCGCCAGUGUUGAUACUCCCUGACUACACCAAGCCGUUUCACGUGGUGUGUGAUGCAAGUGACUUUGCAAUUGGUUGCGCCCUCAUGCAGUUCGAUCAUGAGGGCCGUGAACGAGUCGUGAGCUACCAGUCACGACAGAUGAAGCCGGCAGAGAAGAACUAUCCGGUUAACGAUAAGGAACUGCUAGAGAUGCGCUAUGCACUCAUCAAGUUUCGUGUCCACCUACUGGCCAAAGCACGUUCGCCCUGUAUACUGAUCAUGCAUCGCUGCGAACAGCAAUGA
Molecule: messenger RNA, 1611 nt
Organism: Peronospora matthiolae
Lineage: Eukaryota; Oomycota; Peronosporomycetes; Peronosporales; Peronosporaceae
Source: the annotation of a GenBank genome assembly